Molecule: messenger RNA, 5176 nt
Organism: Rhinolophus ferrumequinum (greater horseshoe bat)
Lineage: Eukaryota; Metazoa; Chordata; Mammalia; Chiroptera; Rhinolophidae
Gene: ADGRF2
Product: adhesion G protein-coupled receptor F2
Exons: 12
Coding region: 523-2538 (671 amino acids)
Biological process (GO): cell surface receptor signaling pathway; G protein-coupled receptor signaling pathway
Cellular component (GO): membrane
Molecular function (GO): G protein-coupled receptor activity
Source: RefSeq, a predicted model, not a curated record
UCUGCCAUUCGGGGCAAAAUUGACUGCUCAGAGAUACAGGUGCCCAGCCUACUGAUUUGUGGAAAGAUAGGACAAAAGAAAGCCACUGACAACAGCCUGUGUCUCCAGCUGCCAGGGAUCAGGACACAUUUGCUGGUGACUUUGUUGUUGGCUAGCCGCAAUCUCAUCAGCUUUAAAGUCUCCUUGAAUACCGAGGAAUAUUUUUACACCUUCACCAAAAAAUCCUGCACUUCCAACGACUAACCUAUGGCAUUAAGAAUUCUUGAUCCUAGACACUGUUUUCCUCAGCCUGCAAGAGACAGUGACCAGUGGGAACGCUAGCCAGAGGAGAGCAGUCACUUCUCACACGGUGACGACCGACGGAGAGGAAAGAGGGGAUACAUAUCCCCACAUCUCUAUUCUCUCCCCCUCUGAUCUUUGGAUGAUGACUUCCCAUGGAAGAACCUAACCGAAAGCCAGAGGAAGAUAGUCUUCAUAGGCCAGUUGCAGAGAGCAGCAAGAACGGCCGCUCUGUGAAAGACGAUGAAUCAUACGCUUUUGCUGUGCUGCUUAGUGUUUCUUUGGCCCACAGAGUCCUGCAGGACAUUAUGCCAGGCUGCCAGCAAAAACAAGGCGAAGGUGUCUGCCAAACCACACGAUGUAUGUGAUGGCUUCUGUGUGGACGAUUCCCACUGCAGUCAACCUUGCCCUCCAGACACUCUGGGAAAUAUGGGGUUUUUAUGUAGGCAGAAGAAAUGGCACAAGAUCACUGAUACCUGCCGGACUCUCACCCCCCUCAGCCUCUUUGAGGAGAACUUAAGCUCGGUUUCACCAUUUUCAGAAAAUAUAAAAAUAAAUAAGUAUCCCCAAAAGUCGGAGACCAUUACAGAUCUGUUGAUGCAAAAGUGUCCGAAGGAUUUGUCCUGUAUCCUUGCGAACAUUCAGCAUUCUCCCCGGAUCCCAGGAAACAUCGCCGUCAUCGUGCAGCUACUACACAACAUCUCCACAGCGGUAGUAACGGAUGUCGACGAGGCAAAGAUGCAGAGUUACAGCAUCAUGGCCAACCACAUUCUUAACAGCAAAAGCAUCUCAAACUGGACCUUCAUCCCUGAGAAAAACAGCAGCUGUGUCCUGCUACACUCAGUCAAUUCCUUUGCAAGAAAGCUACUUGUACACAAACAUUCCAUUGACAUAUCGGAUGUCUUCAUUCAUACUAUAGGCACCACCGUAUCUGGAGAGAACAGUGGAAAGAAUUUAACUUUUUCAAUGAGAGUUAAUGACACCAACACUGAGGUCGCUGGGAGGGUGCUGAUCAGUAGAGAUGAACUUCGAAAGUUGCCUUCCGCUUCUCAGGUCGUCAGCAUUGCAUUUCCAACUCUUGGAGCCAUCUUAGAAGCCAGCCUUUUGGGAAAGGUCACGGUGAACGGGCUUGUCCUGUCUGUCAUUUUGCCCAAGGAACUGAAACGAAUCUUAUUGACUUUUGAAAAGAUCAGCAAGUUAGAGGAGAGCAGGACGCAGUGUGUUGGCUGGCACUCCUUGGAGAGCAGAUGGGACCAGCAGGCCUGUCAAAUGAUCCAAGAAAACUUCCAACAAGCUGUCUGCAAAUGUAGGCCAAGCAAGUUGUUUACCUCGUUCUCCAUUCUCAUGUCCCCCCACAGCUUGGAGCGUCCCAUCCUGAUUUACAUCACGUACAUAGGACUGGGCAUUUCUAUUUGCAGCUUGAUCCUUUGCUUGUCCAUCGAGGCCUUGGUUUGGGACCGAGUGACGAAGACCGAGAUCUCGUAUUUACGCCACUUGUGCAUCGCUAAUGUUGCGGCCACCUUGCUGAUGGCUGAUGUGUGGUUCAUCGUGGCUUCCUUUCUUAGUGGUCCCACGACACACCACGAUGGAUGUGUGGCAGCGACAUUUUUUGUUCAUUUCUUUUACCUUUCUGUGUUUUUCUGGAUGCUUGCCAAAGCACUCCUUAUCCUCUAUGGAAUCCUGAUUGUUUUCCAUACACUGCCCAAGUCCGUCCUGGUGGCAUCUCUCUUUUCAGUGGGCUAUGGGUGCCCUUUGGUCAUUGCUGUUAUCACGGUGGCUGCCACUGAGCCUGGCAAAGGCUACCUACGGCCUGAGGCCUGCUGGCUCAAUUGGGACACGACCAAGGCCCUUCUGGCCUUCGUGGUCCCAGCUCUGACCAUUGUGGUCGUAAAUCUGAUCACAGUCACGGUGGUGAUUGUCAAGACCCGGCGAGCCACCAUCGGCAGUUCCAUGUUCCAGGAGGUGAGAGCCAUCGUGAGAAUCAGUAAGAAUAUCGCCAUCCUCACACCACUGCUGGGACUGACCUGGGGAUUUGGAAUAGCUAUCGUCAUCAACGACAGAUCCCUGGCCUUCCACAUUCUCUUCUCCUUGCUCAAUGCGUUCCAGGGCUUCUUUAUCUUGGUGUUUGGAACAAUCCUGGAUCCAAAGAUCAGAGAAGCCUUAAAAAAUCGAGUAAACUCUGCAAAAUGGAUCUCCAGAAUAUCAGAGCAGAACCUUUCUUCUGACUACUCUUGUCACCCCACCAAAGGGCCAAGUUAAGAAACCAGGCUCUACUCCUAAUUUGGGAGGUCAUACAUUCCAGGAAUGGCAGAGCCCCCAGGAGAAAUGUGCUUAUUCCUGUCUUCUUGCCUCUGGGGAUUAUGGAGGAGCCUCCCAGGCUGUGGUGCUGAUGAGAAGGGCAUGAUGUGCAGAAAGGAUGGAAGGCCCCUCUGUCUACUUCUGUGCUGCUCAACGUUUCUCCCUCAUCAGCUGUUAAUAUGUAUGUGCCAUGCUGGGCAUCCGCAAAGGAAUGGAAAGAAAGUGGGCCGCAGCAGGACCUUCGUCUUGUCGGGGCCUCCUGCUCCAGGCUGUGGGUCACGUUUCUCCUCAGGAAGAGCGCACCGGCUCAUCUUGGCAAAGGUGGCCUGGGAUGUCACCUGGCUGGAUUCUGUGGGUUGCUUAGGGAGGGGCCCUCAUGAAUAGUAACCAAGAGUUGGACUGAUUCUAAGUAGGUCAUUGCUGGUUCUUGGUACAAAAGGAAUCUUACUGCGAGCAUGGUCCACCCCUCCAUGUUUAAAUUGAUUGCAUGGUCAACCUGGCUUGGGCUUAGAUGCAACUUCUUUGGCUUCAAACACACAGAGCUUUUGAACCAGAAAGAUGAUCAUUUUAAGUGAAGCAGACUGACGCCUGCAGUGAUGGGUCACAGCUAAUCAAGGCUUGAGCCAGAGGCAGAAACCCAAGUGUGCAGGCGACCCGUCCGGGACUUUCUCCAAAGCCAUGGAGCCACUGAGGGACUCUCUGCCUUCUUUGAAGAUGUCAAAUUAACCCUCACCAACAAUGGUUUUAUUUAAAACCUGGGAAGGGGAAAAUAUCAUAUUUCAAGUAGAGAGCUGCUCAUUUUCUUAACCUUGUAUGUAGACAAAUUUGACAUUCAAACCAAGAGCCACCUGAGAGGAGAGCAAUACUAUAGAUAGAAGCCCUUAAUAAAAAGCUGCUUUGUAAAGCGAGUAAACAGGCUGGCGCUUCAGAAGAAAAUUAAUGGAUAAAGAAAAAGGGGGCAGUGGGUAACCCCUAAUUAUCCUACCAAGAAGCCUGUAUUGAUAUUACAUUACAAAUGGGACCAGGAGACUUACUUUGUGAAUGAGGGGGGUCUCUCUCUCAAUCUUACCAAAAAUUUCCUCUAAGUAGGGAAGUUUGAGAAAACCAAAUAUAAUAAAGAGGUCAGUCAGAAGGUAUACCGACCUGGAUAAUUAGUCAUCUUCCAAGUGGCAUUGCUCAUGUGGGACAACAAUUCUUGCUGUCUCACAUGAAGUCAGAAAAUGGUUUGAAUUGAACAGUUCCCAGUAUUUCCAUAGGGUCUCUUCAAGGGAAGGGAGUGGGACAGGCACAGCCUUGGUUCCUCAAUGCAGGGAUUUCAGUACGAAGAAGUGUCACUCAGAGCCAAUAUAUUGAGGAGGAAAUCUCAUGAACCCACAUAGUUAUAAAAUUAUGACUCUGGAAAGCCUUUAGAAAAGACCAAUUGCCUCAUUUUACAGGUGAGCACAAGAGAGAGAGAGAAAGAGGGAAAGAGGGAGAAAGAGAGAGAGAGAAAAAGAGAGGGAGAGAGAGACCGUUCAUCUGUAUUGUGCAUUGAGCAGUCAUGUCUCGUAUGAAAGCACACUCUACUCCGAUGUACUCACUCCCAACAAUAGCAUGGCGGGAAAAGCAUUCUACCUGGGGAUUAUUAUUAACUACGACCGGCCCAUGGAUGCUAACAGAGACACUCCGGAAUUAUUUGAGAAUCCCUGGAACAAGCUAUGCCCCCUCUUCUGCAGCCCACACCCCAGUCCACCCCAUCCAGGAAGAUAUCAAUGAACUACAUGAAUUAGGUUGACUGUGGAAGACUCUGGGUAGAAACACACUCAAUGUCCUGUUCACAAACAAGUAACUUGGUCAGGUGGCUCAAGGAGAAACCAGUACUAACAGGAUCUAAGGCAGAUGCUUGGUUAGAAGGCUUAAUGCAUUAGGAUCCUUGGCAAAGUUAUUUAAAUUCCUUAGACUUAAUUUAGACUUAAUUUUCUCAUCUAUAAAUUCAGGAAAAUAGAGUCUACCUCAUAGGGUUGUUGGAAGUACUAAAUGAAUCAGUGUAGGUAAAACACUUAGAAUAGUACUUGCCAAACAAUAAUUGGCCAUUAAAAUGUUGGCGGUUUUUAUUAGAGUGCCUGUGAAUUCAUGCACAGACACAGACACACACAACACACACACUCACAAGCAAACACUCAGCCAUGACUAUGAGGUUGGAUGUAGAUAUUCUCACGGGAGUUAGUUCAUUGACUUCUAAGUAAAAGCGUUACUUAGGGGUGUCAGCCAGCAAAAUCUGCUGAGCUUGCCAUUGAAUGAUCUUUUCGUUCGAUGUUACCAUGGUUGUAAUAUGUAGAUUCCUGCCUGGGAAAGAGUGUACAUCAUAGGGUUCAAUUCAGGGCACACUGUAUCCAAGCUUGGCUCCCCCUUUUUUUGCCUACUCCAUGAAGUCUUCCCUGAUUAGUCCAACCAGAAGUGCUGAUUCUCCCCACCUGAUUUCCUAUAAUAUUUAUAACCUACAAUAUUUAUUGUGUUACGUUGUUUGUUUAAGUUUAGUCUUUUUGGGUGCAUCUAUUUUCUUCCCCAGAUAAGACUGUAAAUCUAUGGGGGCAGGAUUACUCUUGUUUGUUACUCACUA